Messenger RNA from Penicillium antarcticum, 1020 nucleotides. RefSeq lists its product as uncharacterized. The transcript has 3 exons. Lineage: Eukaryota; Fungi; Ascomycota; Eurotiomycetes; Eurotiales; Aspergillaceae. Bases 1 to 1020 code for a protein of 339 amino acids. The record is from RefSeq and is a predicted model, not a curated record.
AUGCGGCUCCUCCGGGACAUGACAAUGCCGUCUGGCGUCCACAGGUUGCUCUCAUACCGUCAGACCUCGUUCGUACUUUCCACCGUGCUCCUCACUCCCCCGCAUCCAGAAGAGGGCGCAGGCAACGGGACAUUAGGAUUCCAACAGAUACUUGCUUUAUCCCACGGUGCGUCAUGGCGCACUCGGGGCCUUGUCGCCGCCGCUAGAUUGACCGGGCUUCAAAUCACGAUUCCCCCGCAGCCGCCAACACACCCAGAUCUCAUCAACGCAUUUGCUCUUCUCGGUCCCCAUAAGCAAGAGAAAGAUCACCCUACCCCCGGUGGCAGCCGGGCUUGGCUUGCGCACCUUGAUCUGAUCAAAUUUGCCUACCAAUCCAACUUUCAAACGACCCUUAUCAUCGAGGACGAUGUUGACUGGGAUGUAUCGCUCAGAGCACAAAUGAAAGAUAUUGCAUCCGCAGUGAAAUCCCUGACAAAGACCACUCAAGAUGAAGGGGGGCCGUACGGUCGCGGCUGGGAUGUCCUUUGGAUUGGCCAUUGUGGAGAAUACUGGCAAGAAGGAUUCGAGACUGUUUUCUUUGAUAAUGAUGCAGUGUGCCCACAUGCGGACUACACUGGUUGGGCACAUCAAUACCUGUCCCGCAUACCUGACGGAAAGCGAGCUGUAUAUUGGUCCGAUAACCCAGUCUGUUCGUUCGCUUAUGCGUUGUCUCAUGAUGGUGCCAGAAAAGUGUUGGAGCUAACUGGAGCUGGUCAAGGCGAGGCAUUCGACGUCAAGAUGAUGGGUGAGUGCAAGGCUGGAAAUCUUAGGUGCAUCUCUGUGGCCCCAGAAGUCAUCCACCAAUAUUUCCCGCCUGAGGAAUACAGGUUAAAGAGCUUGGUGGAUAUCGGCAAUGGAGAAGCACCAGGGCCGGAAGAUGCUGUUUUCGAAUCUAUAAAGGGCACUACGGAGAACAUCCUACAUAGUGCACGUUGCCAGGCUCUCUGGGGCGAGACCUGUCUCAAAGCGAAAGCCUCUUGA